UUGGUCCUGACAUUUAAAAUUUUGCUUAAUCGUUUAAAAAAUUAUUAAUUUAUUUUUAGUUUAAAAGUAAUAACAAAUAUUAGUUGAAAAAAUAAACAAGAUAGAUUAUUGAUCUGUAGCCAAGUCCAAUGUUGAUCAGCUGUCAAAUUUAUCAUUGACAGAAAUUAUUGUGUGUGAUUGGACAAAUGCUACAGGCAAGAGUCUAAUGGAAACUAACCUCUGCGCUCUGUUUGUAUUUUAUGACGUUGUUGAUCAAGAACAAGAAACGUGAAUUAUAUUUUUAAUCUCAAGUGACAAACGAAAAAAAUUAAAUACAAACCCAAGAUAAUAUUUGCAAUAAUAAUAAUUUAUUUAAAAAUAAUUUUUUUCAUGUUUGCCCAAGAACUGGAUUUUGCAAAAGUGGCUGGUUGUGUAAAAAUUUUUAAAUAUUUUACUAAUAAAUUCUGCUCUUCAUAAUUAAUUAAUUUUUAAAAAAUCUGGUUACAAAAAAAGUUUUUAUUCAUUCCAACAAAUAAAGGUGACAAGUGACGAUGAGUGACGAUCAUCAUCAACUAAAAAAAUUAAUCACUACUACGUCGAAGCUGAUGACUUGGCUAGACAUUUAUUAACUUAAAUAUUUAUUAUUAUUUGAUAAAUAAAUUUAUAUUUUAUUAUUAUUAUUGUUUAUAAAUUUUAUUGUAACUGAAAUGUUUCGGAGUCGCAGUUGGUUCGGUGGUGGCUUGUGGAAACCUAAAAACCCACAUUCACUUGAACAUCUUAAAUAUCUUUAUAAUGUCUUAUCAAAAAAUCAAACAGUGUCUGACAACAAUAGAGGUCUACUUGUCGAGACCCUUAGAUGUAUUGCUGAAAUUUUAAUCUGGGGUGAUCAGAAUGACAGCAGUGUCUUUGAUUUCUUUUUAGAAAAAAAUAUGCUGUCGUUUUUUUUAAGGAUAAUGAAACAAAAAUGCGGUAGUUAUGUAUGUGUUCAACUUCUUCAAACGCUCAAUAUUUUAUUUGAAAACAUAAGAAAUGAAACGUCAUUAUAUUAUUUGUUGAGUAAUAAUCAUGUAAAUAGCAUAAUUGUGCACAAAUUCGACUUUAGCGACGAAGAAGUUAUGGCUUACUACAUUAGUUUUCUAAAGACAUUGAGUUUAAAAUUGAAUGCGCAUACCAUUCAUUUUUUUUAUAACGAGGUAAACAAGCAUACAAAUGAUUUUCCAUUGUACACUGAGGCCAUUAAAUUUUUCAAUCACUCGGAAGGUAUGGUGAGAAUAGCGGUACGAACAUUGACAUUGAAUGUAUAUCGUGUUGAAGACGCUUCGAUGCUUGCUUUUAUACGUGAUCGUACGGCGGCUCCGUACUUUAGUAAUUUAGUUUGGUUUAUCGGAAAUCAUAUCAUUGAACUUGAUACAUGUGUUCGAAAUGACGCUGAUCAUCAGAGUCAAAAUAGAUUAGCAGAUUUAGUAGCGGAACAUUUAGAUCAUUUACACUAUUUGAAUGAUAUUCUUUGUUUAAAUAUAGAAGAUUUAAACGCAGUGUUAUCGGAACACUUGCUCCAUAAAUUACUUGUUCCUCUAUACGUUUACUCAUUAACGAAAUCAAGAAACCAAUCAACUCAUUCACAUCAAGAUGAACGUAAACAUGUCAGCGUUGUUGUAUCACUUUUUUUACUGUCUCAAGUAUUUUUAAUUGUCUCAUAUGGACCUCUCGUACGUACAUUAGCCUCGAUUAUUUUAAAAUCCGACUCGGCAAUAAUUGAAAAUGGAGCGAGUAGAGUCUUAGAAGAGUAUGAUGUCACGAUUGAUAAGUCAAUUGUUUUCGGACCACCUGCAGAGAGUUUAGAAAAGUCAUUAGAGAGUUUGAGUGCGAUAUCCGAAGCUCAGAGUCCGACUGUGGAUCUAGUGUCAUCGAACGAUUCGCCACCGCUUAGUUGUACGAGCGACGAAUUACCUGAGUCUUCAGAUUCGGAUGCUGUGAGACCAGAUAAUUUCGAUGACAAAAUGAAACAUCUUAAUAUUACGGACGAAGAAAAAGAACAGAGAUUAGCUCUCGAGAGUCCUGUCUUAUCUAAACAAAUUGCUGAUAGUUUAUCUAAUGGCCCUAUUGUCUCUAGACCUUUUCUUGACACCAUUUUAAAUUCAUUACAUUGUACGGAAAAUGAUUAUGCGGCACUUUUUGGACUUUGUUUGCUUUACGCUCUUAUAAGUAAUGAGGGCGUUAAAAAUGAAGCACUUGAUUUGAUGUCAUGUAUUUCUGGUAAAGAAGCAUCAAGUAAUUGGUACAAUGAAACACUAGUAGGAAAAUUAAUUCAAGUUAUUUCAAUGAGCUGCCAAAACAACGCUAAAAUACGACUUGUAACAUUGGAAUUAUGUACAAAAUUAUUGUUAAAAAUCGUUAUGUCUGAUGGACAAAGUUUACUAUGUGAUGCUCAUUUAGCGGCAAUUGAAUCCGCGCGAGAACAAAGCACUGCAUUGCUGAGAAAUUUUUAUAAAAGUGAAGAUAUUUUUUUGGAUAUGUUUGAAGAUGAAUAUGUUGAGGUGCAAAAAAAACCAUUGAAUGUCGAAUGGUUAAUGAUGGACAGUAAUAUUUUAUUACCUCCAACUGGUACACCGAUGACUGGUAUUGAAUUUACAAAGAGAUUGCCCUGUGGUGAGGUCGAGAGAGCUCGCCGAGCAAUUAGAGUGUUUUUUUUAAUCCGUGAGCUAUCAUUGACGUUAAAUAAAGAGACAGAGACACAAUUACCAUUAACAAAUCCAACAAAUUGUGUCCAGGUUAACAACGUUCUUGACCUAAGUAAAAAUAACAGUGAUUUGAUUGCUUGCACAGUGGUCUGGAAGGACGGACAAAAAAUAAGACGAUUUUUAGUUAUCGAUGUCAUUCAAUUAAUUCUUGUUGAACCUGACACGAGAAAAUUAGGAUGGGGUGUAGCAAAACUAGUGGGAUUUCUUCAGGACAUUGAAGUCGCUGGUGACAAAGAUGAUUCCCGGUGUCUUCAUUUGACUAUUCACAAACCGAGUAGUAGUUCUACUAACAAAUUACCUCUUCUUUCGGCAAAGUUUAUUUUUGAUGACCACAUACGGUGUAUGGCUGCUAAACAAAGAUUAAGCAAAGGACGCAUCAAAGCACGACAGAAGAAGAUGAGUCAAAUAGCCCGACUUCUAGACAUUCCGACAAAUCUUCCAAGCUGUUCAACUCCUCCAAAUUACGCUUUAUUCGGUAUUCGUCAUGAACGAAUAGCUGGAAGAGGUCAAAGACCAAAAGACCAGCCCCGACCAAUGUUUAUGGUCAACAAAGUGCCAGGAUUCGCGGCGCAAAUGCGCAAAGACACGCCGAUGAGACCUCGGCGUGACGAUGCCAGCCCAAGUGGCAGCGGUAGAUCUCAAGACAGCAUGAGAUCCCGCGACAGCUCACCCAAGAUGCCGAGACCUCGUAGUGAAGAGAUACCACUUGAAGAUAUGCGUCUUAGAAAAUCUUCAUUGACCGUCAACGGAUCUGCCAGUUCAUCUGAUAGGGAUGAAAUACCUGUAUUAAAUUUAUCAAUAAAUAAUGAUUUGUCUGUGAUUAAUAAACGCUCUGAAGAAACGUCAUUCACUUCAACGCAAGGUCAAUCACGUCGAAAAAAAAAAGGUCAAGUAGAGACUGUGUAAAUGCUUAACUUAAAAAUAAUAAAAUAUUUUAAUUUCGUUGUAUUA
Molecule: messenger RNA, 3671 nt
Organism: Microplitis demolitor
Lineage: Eukaryota; Metazoa; Arthropoda; Insecta; Hymenoptera; Braconidae
Gene: ema
Product: protein CLEC16A homolog
Exons: 13
Coding region: 687-3626 (979 amino acids)
Biological process (GO): endosome to lysosome transport; regulation of autophagosome maturation; endosomal transport
Cellular component (GO): endolysosome membrane; late endosome
Source: RefSeq, a predicted model, not a curated record